Camelina sativa (false flax) is the source of this 1530-nucleotide messenger RNA. The record is from RefSeq and is a predicted model, not a curated record. NCBI's taxonomy places the organism in Eukaryota, Viridiplantae, Streptophyta, Magnoliopsida, Brassicales, Brassicaceae.
AUGACUACUACUAACGUCGCCGUUUCUAACCGCGACAAACGCCACAAACCACCGCAAGAAACCAACCAACCACCAAUGUCGUCGCCGUCAUCGUUUACGUCACUGCCACGCGACCUCGUUUUGAACAUCUUAGUCCGCCUACCAAAACGGUUAUACCCAAUCCUCUGUUGCGUCUCCAAGAACUUGCGUAGUCUUGUUCUCUCGGAUGAGAUUCAAGAAACUCGAUCUUCCCUCGGAAAAGAUUCUCUUUAUGUCUGCGUCAAGGACGGAACUAUAGAUGAAGAAAAUAUUUUUACCUAUACGUAUCACUGCCACUGGUUCAAUCUCCGCAGGGUUGAGAAAAGUAACACUGAGAAUGUCUUCGUCUCCGUCGAUUUCUCUUUCCUUCCGGAGCAUUGUCGUCGCUCUACUUCCGUCGUCGCCUAUGGUCCUGAGAUGUUCUUCAUUCCCGGAACUAAUCAUUACUCAACAAGCUUUAGGAUCUUUGACACCCAAUCUGGAAAUCUCUGUGUCCCCAUGACGAAGAGAGUCGCAUAUGGAUCNCCAAUCCUCUGUUGCGUCUCCAAGAACUUGCGUAGUCUUGUUCUCUCGGAUGAGAUUCAAGAAACUCGAUCUUCCCUCGGAAAAGAUUCUCUUUAUGUCUGCGUCAAGGACGGAACUAUAGAUGAAGAAAAUAUUUUUACCUAUACGUAUCACUGCCACUGGUUCAAUCUCCGCAGGGUUGAGAAAAGUAACACUGAGAAUGUCUUCGUCUCCGUCGAUUUCUCUUUCCUUCCGGAGCAUUGUCGUCGCUCUACUUCCGUCGUCGCCUAUGGUCCUGAGAUGUUCUUCAUUCCCGGAACUAAUCAUUACUCAACAAGCUUUAGGAUCUUUGACACCCAAUCUGGAAAUGUUCGUCAAGGACCUAGUUUGCUAGCCUAUCGAACGUACAAUUGCGUAGCACUAGUCGGGGGUAAGAUCUAUGUGAUCGGAGGAUGCAUAGAAGGCGAUCCUAUAGCGGAAAGCUUUAAUCUAAAGACGGAAGCUUGGGAACCAGCUCUGUGUCCCCAUGACGAAGAGAGUCGCAUAUGGAUCCAUGGGAUAGGUGCUCCACUAGACAGAAAGGUUUGUGCUGUAAGCUUAGUCCAAGGCCUGACAUGUUACGAUACUAGAGAUGGUUCUUGUGAGUCAUCUGAGUUGCCUUUUGGAAUAUGGUGGAAGUCAGGAGUUUGCGUUAUAGACAAUGUGCUCUACGUUUACUUCUCUAGUUACGGUUUAAUGUGGUAUGACACUGAACUGAGGCUAUGGAGAGUGGUUUAUGAUUUGGAUCUUGGCAAACCUCAAGGCGUUGCAAUGGCUGAAUACUAUGGGAAGUUGGCGUUUCUAUGGGAGAAACCAAGUCUUCUUUUUCGUGGAAGCAAAGAGAUUUGGUGUAGAAUGAUUGGCUUGGCUAGGAGUGAAGAAGGAUUCAAUGGAGCUGCAGAACCGUCUCAACUUCUCCGGAUUGUUCCUCGCACCUUUAGUUUUCACCAUUGUCUGUCGGUUGGUUGA